AUGGCAGAUACAGCAGUAGCUUCCGAAACUCCCGCUCCGGCGACUCCGGCGAAAAAACCGAAGGCCGCCGCUACUGCAGCAGGUGGUGCAAAGAAGCCCAAGGCGAAACCCACUCAUCCGAAGACUUCCGAAAUGGUCACCAGCGCAAUUAAAGAGCUGAAAGAGCGCAGUGGAUCAUCUUUGCAAGCGAUAAAAAAAUAUAUUGCCGCUCAAUAUAAAGUCGACGCUGAAAAACUAGCUCCGUUCAUCAGAAAGUACCUGAAGAGCGCAGUCGAAUCGGGUGCGCUUAUACAGACAAAGGGCAAGGGGGCUUCCGGUUCCUUUAAGCUUGAAUCAAAAUCGUCCGCCUCUAAGAAACCGUCGACGGGUAAGAGCAGCGGUGGCGCAAAGAGCGGCGUGUCCGCCGCUAGCUCGGUGUCGGCGAAGGUGAAGAAGAGCACCGCCGCGGGUAAGGGUAAAAAGACAGCAUCGGCAGCGACCGCAUCAUCACCGUCUAAGGCAAAACCGUCUGCAGCUACCAAGGACAAGAAGGCGGCCGCCGCGAAAAAGAAGCCGGCAGCCGCAAGAAAAUCCGCAACCGCUGGCCAAAGCGGCGUUUCUAAGGCGAAAGGCGCCGCUUCGAAGGCGAAAAAGAGCGCCAAACCACCGACAAAGAAACCUAAGGCUCCAAAACCGAAGAAGGCGGCAACACCCAAAUCGAAGCCUUCCGCGGCGGCAUCGAAGAAGGCAGCCGCUUCUAAAAAGUAA
Molecule: messenger RNA, 747 nt
Organism: Parnassius mnemosyne (clouded apollo)
Lineage: Eukaryota; Metazoa; Arthropoda; Insecta; Lepidoptera; Papilionidae
Source: the annotation of a GenBank genome assembly